AUGACAGAACUUCCAUACACAAAACCCUCUGGUGGUGCUAGAAGAGAGCGCGUUCGUUUUACUCCACAAGAUGAUGCAGAAUUAAGAGCAUAUUUAUUACAAAAAAAACGAGCAGGGGAACCGCUUGCUGGAAAUGUUAUAUAUAAGAAUUAUGCUUUGUUAAAAAACGGUCGACAUCCCUGGCAAUCUAUUAGAGACCGUGCACAAAAACGCAUUAUUCCUUUUUUGCCAAAUGAAAAUUCUAAUAGUUCGAACCUACGCCAAGGAAAUACAAACACAUCUCAAUCUAAUGACAAUACCUUAGUACACCCUGUCGUCAAUGAAGAACAAGAACAGGAGCAAAAUAGUUCGAACCUGCGCCAAGGAAGUACAAGCACAACUCAAUCUGAUGGCAAUACUUUAAUACACCUUGUCGUCAAUGAAGAACAAGAACAGGAGCAAAAUAGUUCGAACCUGCGCCAAGGAAGUACGAGCACAACUCAAUCUGAUGACAAUACUUUAGUACACAUUGUCGUCAAUGAAGAACCAGAACAAGAGCAACAAAAUAAUGGAAUUGCCUCGAUAACUCCAUCACGAAACGAAAAUUCUUCUACACCCACGUUAAGCAUUUCGAGAUUUCAAAUGCAACGUCUAUCUACACCUAUGUGGCAAUCUACGCCUAUGCGAAAAUCUACGCCUAUGCGAAAAUCUACGCCUAUGCGAAAAUCUACGCCUAUACGAAGAUCUACGCCUAUGCGAAAAUUAACACAACAAAGACGUUUUGAUUUCUCCGACCUUGAAGAGAUUAUCAAUAAGCCCGAUAAAGAAAACACAAAGACAAGGCUAAUGACGGUAGCCGAGUUUCACAAUGAGAUUAACUCCAUUGUCAAUCAAUUCCAAGUGACUUCGAGAGAAGUCAUAUUAUUAGCUCAUCAAACUACCUGCAAUUUUCCACUAGUCGCGGAAUAUUUCCAAAACGGCAAAAGUAUUCCAGAUCAAAAGAAAGUACACUUUUGGUCAGAAGAUGAGGAUCUCAAGCUUAUGACAACAAAAAAUCCUGAGACCAUGCUAGAAAUUAGAACUAAACACGGCACCUCGUUGUUCUGGAAGAGAGUAGAAUAUCUAAAUGAAUUUUAUUAA
Messenger RNA from Ambispora gerdemannii, 1119 nucleotides. NCBI's taxonomy places the organism in Eukaryota, Fungi, Glomeromycota, Glomeromycetes, Archaeosporales, Ambisporaceae. The record is from the annotation of a GenBank genome assembly.